Messenger RNA from Botrytis sinoallii, 1329 nucleotides. RefSeq lists its product as uncharacterized. The record is from RefSeq and is a predicted model, not a curated record. Bases 363 to 632 code for a protein of 89 amino acids. Lineage: Eukaryota; Fungi; Ascomycota; Leotiomycetes; Helotiales; Sclerotiniaceae. The transcript has 6 exons.
GCACCUACGAGUAUAAAUCGUAUAAUUACCCAUCCGAGCCAUCCUGAGACCGUUGCCUCGACCUAAUAAGUCUUUCUCUGAUCCAAAACCACCUGGGCAAGAUAUUAAACUUCACAAGCAUUGAAAGCAUCAAAAGCCUCAAAGCUUAUUAUUAAUAAGAGGAAGAGAGAGAAGAAACGAGACUGCCUCGACUGCGUAUUCACAUCCACUCCAAAGUAAAUAAAUUCCAAAUAACUUGGCGUAAUUAAUAGUUUGGCCUCUCUUCUUUCUCAACGUCAACUUUUUCACUCGCAUCGUUUACUUGUACUUGUUUUUUUCUAUCAAUCAAUCAAUCGCAUCAAUCACCUCUCUCCAUUAAUACAAUGUCGAACCAAGGUUACUACAACAAUCAACAACCCCAAUACGGUGGUCAACCUCAGUAUCCUCCCAAUGCUUAUGGAGGACCACCACCACAACAAGGCUACUAUCAACAAGGCCCUCCACCUCAACAAAUGCAAUAUCAACAACAACCUCCUCCAAAGAGUUCCGGGGGUGGACAAGGCUGUCUCGGUGCUUGUUUUGCAGCCCUCUGUUGUUGUUGCGUAAUGGAAGAAGGAUGUGAGCUCUGUGUUGAAUGUGCCGAAUGUUGUUAGAGCAAGUCGCUGCCAAACCCACGUAUUCUCCGCUACUAUCCAUCCAUAUAAACGCCAUCUCGAAAUUGCCUAAUCCACUGGCGCCUCAGCACAUCUCCAUCUCCAGUAUCGCGAUUCAAUCGAAUAAAUCGACGGCCUUAUACUUGCCCAUAAUGUUUUCCCCUCCCGCAAGCUAGCAACGAUACAACGCCCUCCGAAGUCCCAACUCGUUUUCCACAAUCAAAUCGCCUUGUUCAUAGAUUCAUAUGAUUGAAGUAACAAAUUCGGCUUUCCCACGCAUUUUUCCUUCGUCUCACAUAUCCAGUUUUUUCAUGUUCUUACAGGUCUGCGUCUCUUUUCAAAUGGAUCACAGACUUUCUGCUUCCAGCUAGUUUUUAGGGUUGGUUGGUUGGUUAAGAUAAGAUAAUGAAUGACUUUUAUUUAAUAAUUGACGCGCUAUAGCUGGGUUUCGUGUGAUGUCUGAAUUUAUGUGAUUUGAAUAAUUUCAUUUUCGUGCUUUGCUACUCAUGGAUAGCACAAUGUGACCGCCACCGUGGAUGGCAAAUACGUGGAAGGAUCUGAGAAGCAGUCAAAAAUGCAGCAGCAAGAAAUCCUCCUUAAGCUUCAAUGGAUUGGUAAACGAAGAAUACUUGAUCACUUUACCGAGAGACAAAGACAAAUGAGCAUGUACAAUGCAAUUCACACAACAUUAGACAGC